AUGGUUGUUAAUGGUAGUAUCAACCAGACUAGUCCUGAAUCAUUACAAAAUCAAAAUCAAAAUGAGGAGAGAAAGGAAGUACCUAGGAAUCGCUACCUUACCCAGCUAGAGGAAUCAAAAUUUCAGCGUAGAUCGAAGAAACUUCUUGUUGCUGGAUUGAGGAAGCGAUUGCUUGAAUCUAUUUCUAGAUCAGGACUUGUGGUGAUAGACAAGGAGUACAUAUUGCCAAUUAGAAGCUCCAUCAGUUAUUGUCUUAAUGAAGUACUUAUACUCUUGCAUGCCGGUAUCCGGUUUUGGAAGCAAGUUGAGCUCUAUCUUAGGAACCUAUUUUUCUAUGUCAUCCAUUCUAUUUCUCCUUUUGCACUCACUUCGCCUUUCCUACAUUUGAAUUAUUACAAAUGGAGCACUGGUUAUGCUGAAGAGGCAUUCUACUUUGAUGAAAAAGUUAGAAAUGAAAAACGAGAACAACUGGAGCCAAAAGCUUUGAACGUAAACUACAUAAAACAACUGUCAUCUAAACCCGGUUUUGUGAACAAAAGAGUAGGAUUUGCAGCUCCUGCUAAAUCCUAUAUCGAUUCUGUAAUGCUUGAGUUUGACCAAGCAUGUGCAGGUAAUGUAUAUAAUAUCAAGUAUGUUUUUGUCUUGCAUGUGUACCCUAUUUUAGCAGUUUAUUUUUCUGCUUUUUCAGAUGCUACCAUCAGAAAGGUUAAUUGGGAUACAUCUGAAGUCGGGGAAAAACUUUCCCAAGAUAUUGAUUCGUACAAAUCAUCGGUUUGUGAAGAAAUUUUGUCAAAAGGGAAAGUUAGAUAUGAGGUGAUUUUCUUGAUAGCUAUUCCCUAUAACCAUGCAACAUAUAUAAAGCUUCUUUCAGGCGAAAGUGAGAUUGCAAUAUCACUAGUGUCAGCUGGCAUUUCUGGUUUAAAGUUAGAAGUAAAGAAAAGCAACAAAAUGAUACAAGAUUUGAAGGAAUAUGCUAGUAAUGUUGUGCAAAGAAAAGCAAGAGAAGAAGCUGGAAAAAGUUCUCCACUCAAUGACAGUCAGGCUUUUGUCUGUAAUAGCUGCCAUGCAUUAGAUGAGAAAUCAGAUAAAAUUGAGAAAAUUGCUAUUUUCCUCCUUCUAAAUGGAAAAGUGCGUUCAAAAACUCUUGCCUCAAACACAUGGCCAAAGGUACAAUUUGACAAUUCAAAAAUUUCUCAUGUAAAAUCAAAUGUACUGUUAGGUUUCUCCAAAGGAUACGCUGAUUACACCAGCGCAAUGCAAUUUGUUAUGGGAACAAUUCCAAGUCGAUUUCUUGCCUCAUACUCAAGCUUUUUUGUUCAAUUGCAAAGCCACUCCAUAGGAAUUGCGCAAACUGUACUUUCUGUUGCAGCCAUUGGAAUUUCCGUCUUAUGUACUUUAUCUGGUCUUCAAACUAGAAGGAUGGUCGUCUACAAAUUUGUUCCCAUAUUGAUCGUCUCAUAA
Durio zibethinus is the source of this 1461-nucleotide messenger RNA. NCBI's taxonomy places the organism in Eukaryota, Viridiplantae, Streptophyta, Magnoliopsida, Malvales, Malvaceae. The record is from RefSeq and is a predicted model, not a curated record.